Meleagris gallopavo (turkey) is the source of this 2207-nucleotide messenger RNA. Lineage: Eukaryota; Metazoa; Chordata; Aves; Galliformes; Phasianidae. The record is from RefSeq and is a predicted model, not a curated record.
ACGGGAAAGUGCAUGAGACAAAACCCACCCAACAACCCCCCACUUCAUGCCAUAAAGAGUCUCAGGUGGCCAGACCCAGCUUGAUGCUCUCUGAGCUGCAGUUGUGGUGCUCUCCUGUUGUAACACCCAGUCCUCCCACAACAGAAGUGCAAAAAGAAAGCAAAACUCCCAGAGAACCCACUUGAGCCUUUAGAAUGAGCUUCCUCUGAGAUGCAGAGCCAGCGAGCCCUGCAGGAGCAUCGAUCCCCCGGGGUCACAGAGCCCUGGAUGGCUCCAUCCUCCCUCUGGUGACGUGGGGACGGCGUGGGGGACCGAGGGGAGGUGGUGACGCAGAGGGUGUUGCACAGCAGCACGCGCCCAUGGGGGUGUGAGGGAGGAAGUUGCUGAUGGCCGGGCGCCGUCUCCCAGCUCAGUCUCCAGCUGCAGGCAGCUCGCUCACACGGUGCGGAGAUGCAGCAGCACGGGGUUGCAUUGCAUGCACUGGAGAUGCUGCUGUGCAUCGUGCUGGGGGUGGCAGGCAGCGGACAAGAGGCUGAAGGCUGCAGGGACAGAGCAGUGCUCAGCGGUACGGAUCUGCAGCUGCUGCUGGAGGAACCACUGCCACUGGAAUGGACAGCUGUUGAGUGGAAAGUGGUACUGGGGGCAGAACCCCGGCAGCGCAUCCUGACGGCUUGGAAGGAUGAAGUUGAACCUGAAAACAGUUCUCUUUCUCGGAGAGCCACCUUCUUCUGGGAGCCCCUCUCCCUGCAGAUCCAUGCUGUCACCAAAGCAGACAGUGGCAACUAUUCUGCAGAGAUCGAACACUCACAUGGCUCCAUUUUGAUCAAGUGCUUCCACGUGUCAGUGUGGGGUGAGUGCCUGGACCUCCUGCCCUCCUCCAUCCCCAUCCCCUCUAACCUCUCUGUCCCUGCAGAGCCUGUGGGCAGCCCACACCUGGAGAGAUACGUGCUGCAGCAGGAGCAGGGAUGGUGCAGCUUCCAGCUGUCCUGCGCUGUGCCUGGGGCCACUGCCGUGUCCUACAGCUGGUCCCGUGACAGUGAGCCACUGGGCAACCAGAGCGUGCUGGAAGUGCCCAAGGAUGUGCAGCCUGGGCUCUAUGUCUGCAAUGUGAGCAACCCGGCCAGCUGGAGCACAGCUAGCAUAGACAUGGCCGCAGCCUGCACCCAGACAGGUGAUCUGUCCUCUGCUCUACCAAAGCCAGGGCUGUUUGGUGCCUUCCCGUUCUGUGCAGUGACCGUGUUGCUGCUGCUGGCUGUCUGCAUUGCUAGCUGCAUCGCCUACUGGUUCUCGAUUUGGUGGAAGGAUGGCUCUGACUGUUCAUCACCACUUGGAGCAGGGAUUUGUCUGCGCAGAGCAGGAGAUGGAUCAGCACCGGGAUGUUGGUGGUGGUGGUGGCAUUUUGGCCAAACCUCAGACAUUUUGGCCACUACUACAGUAUUUUAUCCCCAUCCUCUGCAUAUUGGCCAAACCCAUAGCAACUGCUCUCCCCAAGCCCCAAAUUCUCCUCUUCCUGCCACUCGGGAAGCUGAUGUUGCACCAUUUGCUGGUGAAGAAAUGGAGGCACCGAACAGUGAAGCAGCAGGAAACGGAGGAUACCUCGCUGAGCUCUUCAUCCCUGUGCCUCUGCCUGGUUACGAAAUUCUCUUUCCAUCAGCCAAGCAGUCCAGAAAUCAUUGGCAGGGAGUGAGAAUGAGUACACGAGCUGCGUCUCCUCAGGAACCAUAGACUGAUAGAAGCAGUUGAGUAGGAAGGGACGACUAAAGGUCAUCUACACCAACUCCCCUCUUGAAGCCUUACACACUUUAGGGUCAUAUUAACUGAGAAAUGCUUGUAUUCUGGGGUUGAAAGGAAGGGAAUGGCUUUUUUUCCACAGGCAAAGAGAAACUCAGGCCUGACCCCCACUUGUUCUCCAUGCCCAUUCAUUCAGAGCACACUAAAGCCCCACAAGAGCAGCACACUGUCAUAGAUACGUGUCUUUCUCUUAAAAACAAACCUCAUCUUUUCUUACAACAAGUCCUUCAUAAUGACCCGAGUGAAGUAACACCCAUAACACCCAUAGCAGGGAGAAUUUCUGCCCUUUGAAACAGCGUCCUAUGCAUUCAACACCACUUGAUGGCAGUUAUUCUCCCCCAGCACUGCUGGGCAGCUGCACUGCAUGGUGCUGAGUGUGAAGUGCAGCAAAACACGGGAAAGUGCAUGAGACAAAA